AUGGAGGCUGCUGCUAAUAAGGCUUGUGGAAAUUUUGCUAAAGAACUUGAAGAUGAGCUUUUGAAGUAUACGGUCAAUCAUGAGGAUAUCCAGAAAAUGGAUGCUCCCUUGGUCGAUCAAACCGAGGCAGUUCAUAAAAUUGCUGAUGUGGAAGUCGAUGUAACGGAGUGUACAAAAUCUGGUGGCAAUGGAAUCUCUGAGGUGGAACGCCAGGAUUCAACUGAAAACUCAAGUUCUUUUGAUGACAGUGAUUCUGGAAUCGAGAGUGGUAAUACUGAAGUCGUGUCACAUUUUCAUGAUGAAGGUACAUCAGCACUGGAUUUUGAUGGAUUUGGUGAAAUAUUUAGGAUGAGGAAGAAAAAAUUGACAACUCAUUGGAGGUCAUUUAUUCAACCUCUUGUGUGGCGUUGUAAAUGGGCUGAAUUGCAAAUCAAGAAGUUCCAGUCUCAAGCAAAAGAAUAUGACAGAAAACUUGCAGAAUAUACACAACAAAAGCAGUGUCAAUCUCAGAACUUGACAUUGGAAGAUGGUGUGAAAUCACUCCCUUUCUCCUGUAACAAUGUGAGAAGUAAGGUCCUCAAGCGGAAGAAAAGAAGAACUGAAGAAACAACGGAUGUAGCAGCGUAUAUGUCACGUCAUAACCUCUUUUCUUAUUAUGAGAAUAAGAAGUCCUUCGCUGAGGUUGCUGUCAUGGAUGAUGAGUGGAGAAAUCCAGCAAUAGCCACUGAGAAAAUCAACUUUGAUGAUGACUUUUGGGCAAACGAUGAACUGCAAUGGCUCGAGUCCGGAGACGGUGAUAAUUCCUGGGAACACGUACUUAGGAAGAUUGGAUAUUUACAGUCACAAGUCAGCAAGAUGAAGAGUAGAGUUGACAAGGUAAUGAGUGAAAAUGCAGGGAAGAAUUCUUCCACAGUUGACUUGAGCUUUCUAAUGCCAUCUAAUGCUUUGGUUGGUUCUCCUCGAAACACUGCUUCUCUUUCAAACAAUGGGGACAGAAUGCCAGUAGGAAGUUAUAUUGCACCUCAGCUUCUAUCGGAGUACAAUAUGGGCAACAUUGUUAAGCGUGAAACUUCAGGUUUAAGUCUUGGAGAUGUUCCUGAUGUAAUUGAAAGCACUGAUCAGUCCGUUCUUGGAGAUUCGUGCAAAACUGCUGAAGAUGACGUGCUUAUCAAUAAUACGAGAUUGAAGGAAGAUAUGAAUAAUUUUGAGGAAGUCAAGAUUCAGGCUAUCCAAAAGCCUUUGGUACUGAAUGAUGGGUCAGGUAGCACCAUCCCUCCACUUCCUGCAGACGCUGAUCAGGCUACCGAUGAUCAACCACCACCCAAACUGCGUUCUAUUUCAAAGAUUACUGCUCCUAAAAUUAGAAGGAAGAGGGGACGACGAAAAGGUUCUGGUCAGUGGAAACGAAGAUCCUCAGCUUAG
This is a messenger RNA of Fraxinus pennsylvanica, 1422 nucleotides long. The record is from the annotation of a GenBank genome assembly. Lineage: Eukaryota; Viridiplantae; Streptophyta; Magnoliopsida; Lamiales; Oleaceae.